AUGAAUACUACACACUGUUCGCUUACAUUUCAGCCUGUGCUGCUUAAUAUCACUGAGGACUUCAAUGACUCAAUCCUCCUCAACAACCGAAGCAGCAAUGGAUUCUGUGAGCAAGUCUUCAUUAAAGCAGAAGUCUUCUUGACUUUAGGGAUCAUCAGCCUGCUGGAAAACAUCCUUGUCAUCCUCGCAGUGCUGAAGAAUGGAAAUCUACAUUCUCCCAUGUACUUUUUCCUCUGCAGCUUGGCAGUGGCAGACAUGCUAGUGAGCAUGUCAAAUGCCCUGGAAACUAUCAUGAUUGCAAUCCUAAGCAAUGGCUAUUUGGUUAUUGAUGACCACUUUAUCCAGCAUAUGGACAACGUGUUUGACUCAAUGAUCUGUAUCUCCUUGGUAGCCUCCAUUUGCAACUUGUUGGUUAUAGCUAUUGACAGGUACAUUACUAUUUUCUAUGCUCUCCGUUACCACAGUAUUAUGACUGUGAGGAAAGCCUUAAUCCUCAUUGUGGUCAUUUGGAUUGCUUGCAUAAUCUGUGGCAUCAUCUUCAUUGUCUACUCAGAAAGCAAAACUGUUAUUGUCUGUCUCAUCACCAUGUUCUUCACCAUGCUUCUUCUCAUGGCCUCCCUUUAUGUUCACAUGUUCUUGUUUGCACGCCUGCAUGUUAAACGGAUUGCAGCCCUCCCAGUAGAUGGGGUGCCCCACCAGCGUACUUGCAUGAAGGGAGCUGUGACAAUCACCAUCCUACUUGGGGUCUUCAUUGUUUGCUGGGCACCUUUCUUCCUUCAUCUCAUUCUCAUUAUUUCUUGCCCAACAAACCCAUACUGUGUAUGCUACACUUCCCACUUUAACACAUAUCUUGUCCUGAUUAUGUGCAACUCCAUAAUUGACCCCCUCAUUUACGCUUUCCGGAGUCUGGAGAUGAGAAAGACAUUCAAAGAAAUAAUAUGUUGCUGUUAUGGCAUGAGUGUGGGACGAUGCAUGCUGUAAUCAUUUGGCUUUUUACUGGGGACAGAAAAGGUAUGAAUAUAUCGGAUGUAGAUAUACAUACAUGUGUGUGGGGGGUAGGAGUUAGCAACUCUACACUGCAACCAGUGAUUAAAGGAAAGACAGAACAAAAAGAGAGGGGAGGUUUUACUUGAUGUCUUUAAAUGUUAGGCUCUCAGAAAAGAAAGACAGAGAGUGAUCUACUAUCCAAGGCGAUAACAGAAGUAAAGCCAGAGUGCUUUGCGAAGCAGCUCAGAGAGUCUAACUUCUCUGCAAAAAAUGAAUUUGCUAAGUAAUGUACUAUAAAUGCUAUAUUGCAAAGACUUAUGUAACAGUCUUUCCCUUUUACCUGUUGCUAUUGUUUUAUUUCUGCGCCGUCACCAACCAAAAAUCAGUAUAAUCUGAAAGAGGCAUCUUGAGAAAUGCUACUGAAAACUGUUCAUUUCCAAGAGAAAUCAGAACAUCAAAGAAACAACAGCAGUAGCUUGUAGUCACUGUUACACACAUUUCUGCUUUUCAGAGGGAUUAUAUUGAUGUUUAUGCUGCUUCCCCUAAAGCAGCCUAGGAGAAGUCUUUAAUUAGUAAAGGCAAAAAGUAUUCCUGAAACACUGAAAUAUUGUUUUAAUACCAGUCAGCUAACAGAGCCAGGAGACCUACCCCAUGCUUUAAGCAAAAGUGGGGACUAGAGAGCUCAUCAGUGAAAGGGGAUCAUUCUAAUCAGGCAUUUACAUUCUACAUGAGCAUCAACUCAUUAAAGGUAACACUGUAAUUUUGCUACACUAAGCAAUGAAUUCUUGAUUAUAUUAAUAAAGCAAAUCACCGCAAGUCAUCUUUUGGUGAGAGGUUACUGGUUAAAACAUAGAGAAGAGCUAAAAUAGCACGUACUUUGACCUAAGGUUUGGUCUGUACUUUGAACUUAGUGAAGUAAGUGAAGGCAAACAGUGUAAGGGUAGCAACGGGCUGACAAAGAACUACCUGCAAGAAGAAAGGUGUAGACAAAGCAUCGCAUCCUUGGGCUUAGGGAUAGAAACACUGGGUCUGAAUCUCUUUUUACUUAGAACAGGCUUCACGGUGGUGUAAAUAUUUUGACUUCAGGGGACUUGCUUCCGACUGAAAGAAGAAUGA
This is a messenger RNA of Alligator mississippiensis (American alligator), 2103 nucleotides long. It is a transcript of the gene MC3R, whose product is annotated as melanocortin 3 receptor. Gene Ontology annotation, cellular component: membrane. Lineage: Eukaryota; Metazoa; Chordata; Crocodylia; Alligatoridae. Bases 1 to 981 code for a protein of 326 amino acids. The record is from RefSeq and is a predicted model, not a curated record. Gene Ontology annotation, biological process: G protein-coupled receptor signaling pathway. The transcript has a single exon. Gene Ontology annotation, molecular function: melanocyte-stimulating hormone receptor activity; peptide hormone binding.